Nicrophorus vespilloides is the source of this 2486-nucleotide messenger RNA. Its product is annotated as eukaryotic translation initiation factor 4 gamma-like. The transcript has 3 exons. Gene Ontology annotation, molecular function: actin binding; microtubule binding. The record is from RefSeq and is a predicted model, not a curated record. Lineage: Eukaryota; Metazoa; Arthropoda; Insecta; Coleoptera; Silphidae. Gene Ontology annotation, biological process: actin filament polymerization. Bases 1 to 2436 code for a protein of 811 amino acids. Gene Ontology annotation, cellular component: cytoplasm; actin filament.
AUGUUGUGGGCUUCCUCCGUAAUCCUGCUGACGUUGCUGAGUGUAAUUCAAAAUUCUCAGCAGAAAUCGGCGAUCUACGAUUUCAAAACUAUAUUCCAUACCCCUGAUACGAGGUACGAUGAUCACGAGAUCUUGGAGAGAGCAAAUUUUGGAACGGAAGAGGAGGUGACGGAUGCGAAGAGCGAUGGAACGAAAGCAGUGGCAAACGCUCAGGUUUUGUUGCAUUUCAACGAAAAACCUGUCGCGCAUUCGUGCUCGAAUGGCUAUCAGAUCUAUUAUGAUCCUAGGACGCAUUACAUGAUGAUGCCACCUCCACCUCAUCCACCAAUGCUACCACCACCACCACAUCAACCACCUCAACCACCUAUUCAACCGCAACCAAAUGUGCAGCAAACUUAUCCAUAUUACAUGAGACCUCCAUCUUACGGACACUACCAAGCCGGAUAUCACUCUUACCUCUUUCCAUAUCCUCCUUAUUAUCCCCAUCAGCCACCUGUGACACCUCAAUCGACGGCAACGCCAUCUCCGAAUCCUCCUUGCAUCAGUGAAGCUACCGUUCCUCCUACUGUCACCCAGACACCUGUCACCGCUGCACCGGAACCCACGACUAUGCCAAAAAUUGUUUGCCCGUUUACCAAAGGUCCAAUUAUACAGCAACCACCAAAUCUUAGAGCAAGCGAAACCUUAAUUACCACCGUCAACUAUCCUUCAUCAACAACAACUGCCAUUUCGACAGAAAUAACUGACGUGCCAGAAACAACUGACAUCGUUUCCACGGCAAUGCCUACUACGACCGAAUUUUUUGAAACUGACGCUCCGACAGAUAAUCCUACCACAAGAGUCAUCGAGAUCAAAACUACAGAGAUUGUAACCGAAACAACCAAUAUUCCAACAACUGAGUCUGGUGUUGAAGACGAACCUACAACAACAGAGAUUGGAACACAACCACAGAGAUUGAAACAACUGAAUCUGAAUUUGUUUCUAAGGAACAAAUCCACAACUACAUUUCACAGAAGACUACUACAACGACUUACCACAGAAAUUGAAACAACUGAAUCUGAAUUUGUUUCUACAGAAAUUUCCACAACACCAGAUGACAUUUUAAUUGCUACAGAAGAACCAACUACAACAGAAACUUCAAUAACCACAGAAACUGUAACAACUCCAGAAACGACAACUACUGCAGAAACAACUUCAACUACAACAGAAUUGCCUAUAGCUACUACAGAACUGUUGCCUUCUGAUCCAUUCGAUACAACAACGACAACAGCGAAAACGGAAACGAGCACAGAAGCUGUGAUUAAUUCUUUCCAGGAGUGCACGAUCAUCACAGAUUUGGCUAACGCUCCAGUCAAUAUGACUAAGUUUAUAGGAAAAACCGGUGUAUUCUUGGACAAAAAUUGGAAAUGUUACAUAUACAAACCAUGCGAAAUGCAAGCUAAAAAUGAGACUGAAACGACAACGAUCACCACUGUGACCACUGUGGAACCAACAACGAAAGAUCCGAAUUACUCGAUCGAAGUUUACAAUUGCCCUCACGAGAAUCCUGACGAUAAAGAUGCUUUGAACGUUUACAUCACCAGUAAUAAGGGUGAAGACGUUAUUUCAACAGAUUUAAUCGAUAAACUAACAGAGUUCUUCCAAGAAGAAGUGAACGGUUCGAAUUUCAAUCUCUUCGUUUCAGAAGAUUUCCUCAAUUUGAAUAACACAGAGAAACCUAGAGCAAUAAUCGAUGAAAAUGUGAGUGCACCGAAUAUAUAUUUCUAUAAGGGAGACGAGAAAAAAACUCUGGAGGAGUUGGAGCAGGAAGGAGUGCAGGAGAUUAGCGAUGCGGAUAUUGAGAAAAUUACGGAAUUGGUCGAGAAUUUGGAACCGAAAAAGAAAAGUUGCAAGGAUAUUGUCGUGCAUAAAAUUAGCAGGAGAUCGGGUCCGUGCGAAAUAUGCGAAGAGCUGAAGAGGAAAGGUAAAAGCGACGAAGAGAUCUUCAGGGCUAUUUUGGAGGCGUGCAAAUCGAAAAUUGUUGCAUCCGCACCAUCGAAACCGGAAACUACAAAGAAAGCUACACAACAACCAGAAAUUACGCCUAAACCUAAACCGAAGCCGUUUCCAACGUACGGCGGUUGUUUGACGUGCAACGGUAAUCCGGACGGUUUCACAGCCGACGUCGAUGAUUUGAAUGUGUACAAAUCUCCUGCGCCAAGGUAUUACGAGAUGCUGAUGCCACCUCCGCAGCAGACACCGAUCGAAUACUACUAUCAGCCGCAACCACAGCAACCUAACAUCUACGAUAUGCUGUCUCCAAGCAACGGAUACUACUUUGCUCCGUCUCCAAGGAAACAAUUAAAUUAUCCUCAGUUCUCUCAAUUGUCUGGAAACUAUCCGAACGGCCGUGCCUGUCCAAACUGCGCCCCGUACAGGGGCGAACUAAACUUUUAAUUUAUUACGUGUACCAAGUCCAGUAUUUAUGUGUUAUAUAUUUCGUUUGU